AUGGCUCACAUGAGAAGAACCAAUCAUGAAAAAUCGCCAACGGAAGCGGAGAACUCGACGAUUCUACUUAAAGAGCGUUACGAUCUUCUAAAAUGGCUAACGAAUGUCGAGAUGCGUUCACCGAAUUUUUUGAUCCCUGUACAAAUUGCCAACUAUAUAGAAUCUCUUCCCAUAUGUAAAUUAGCUGUCUCUCCAAAAUGCGAUCGAGUUGCUUUGAUGAGUUAUGCUCGUCAAUUGGACAUUUAUCAAAUCAACGGAGAAAUCCUAGAACAGGAAUCAAGUGUGCAAGUUCUUGAAGAAACGUCACCUGAAUAUUGUCUCCUUCAAUUUUCUUCCUCUAGUACUCUUCUUCUUUCAUCUCGAAGUACACCUCACAUUGACGUGUUUGAUAAUAUGGGCGCAUAUUGCUACGACAUUCCAUUAGAGGCUCAUGAAGGCAUAUUCGAUGUGAAUAAAGCGAUUUGUGGCAUGCAAACUAUCGCCAAUCACUCGAGCUCAUCAAACGAUAAGUACAUUGAAAUUUUGUACGUAUUGCAAUAUUGCGGAGUGUUUUCUGCAUUCAAAAUUGGGCGGCUCUCAAAAUAUACAAAAAUGUGGUCAGUUCAGUUGGACAUCGGACAAACUGGCUCGUUUGUAGUUCUUCCCCAAUAUCAACUCCUUCUAGUUUCUUCUCAUCAUAAAGAAUCGACUUCCAUGUCCCCUCCAGCUGGUCUAUGUUCAUUUAAAAUUAUGGACAUGGAUCCUUAUAUCGAACCAAUCAGAAUUGCAAGCCCGGAAGGUAUUAUUGAUGACAUAGAAACUGAUUGUAAUCGUGAAAAGAGUUCAGGAGGAUUCUUCUCUCGUCUCCCAUUUUCGACAUCUUUCAUGUCUUACCUUCCAAAAAUGGGACUUUCUUUCAAUUCACAACUUCUUGUAUCCGUAUCAACAUCUGGAUCAUUGUAUCUUUUUGAAAUUCCAUCCCUACGUGUCAAGUUUUCAUUCAAUUUCAUCAGUGGACCGCGUCCUGUUGAAGCUUGUUUUGUAGAUAGUGACGAGAUUGCUGUUAUCUAUGACAAUGGCUUCCUACUCAGAUGUUCAGUAGAAGAUUUAGAAGAAAGAAUGUUUUCUAUGAAAGUGAAGUCCAAGAAGCAGCUCGACGAAGAACCAGAUGAUAAGGAUAUCUACAGUGAACACACGGUUAUGGUAUCUCCUGCCCGACGAGAAAUAUUCUUAUUAACUGCUGAAGGAGACGACUCGGUCCUUCGUGAGGCUGCCCAUAAGCGCGUCCAAUUGGCAGGGCAACUUUGGCUUUAUACUGUUUGGAAUUCGUUCAAAAAGCUGCUUGGAAUGGCUAUGGGGGAGCCUGCUGAGCAAUUGCAAAUGGCUACCCAUAUGGCUAAGUUCGAGUUUGCUUUAAUUCAUUCACCAACAAGAACACUUCAGGAGCUUUUUAAUAGAACUGUGAGUCAUCUAGAUCCUAUAACGCCAACUUCUCGAAAAUUUCAGAUAAUUGAGCAUGACUACACCCGAGCUAGAGAACUUGCUGAAACCUAUGACACAAUUGAUAUUGACGUGGUUCUCAAGUCGGAAUGGAAGGACAAGUGUUCGAAGAACAAGGUUACGGUAGGAGACGUUGAAGAAAUCUUGAAACGGAUUGGAGACUCGGAGUGGAUUGCGGAACAGUGUGCUAACGCGGAUUCAGAUGACUUUGAAGUGCAUGAAGCUCUGAUUGAUCUGGGAUUGUCGCUUGGAGAAUAUAGUGUUACUUGGAAAAUCCGGCUGUUACAUCACUGGAGAAUUCUGAAAGUGUGUAGAAUCAAAGGAGACGUGGAUGCAUAUAUGAUUGCGAGAAAAGGGAGCUGUCUGGAUGCUGCACUUUCGUUUGCUCAGAGCGGCGAUAUCGAUUCAUUGUUUCAAAUUAUUCAAUUCAACAUGGAUAUUAUGAAGCAUUACCAGAAACGGAUUCUGUCAAGCGUUCCUUCAUGUACUUCCCCCACCAAAUAUGAAAUGUUGAUGCCUAGAUUAGACGAUGACGGAGAAGAAGAAGAACAGUGGGAAUUGAAAGAAAAACACGAUCACGAUUUGAUAAACGAGAGAUUGAAUCAGAUUCUGGUGGAGCAUCCAGAUGCAGAAUCGCUCAUUCGAAAUAUCAAUGUUGGCAAUGUCGAAGAUGAACCGGAGUUUGAUUUUGUCGCUUGGGUCAGAGAUAGUCUUUUGAAGAUUGAUUUCGAAUGUGGACUGACGGAUGUUUGUGUAGAGCUUCUCCAAAUAGCGAUCGAAAGAGGAUAUAGAGAUGUAUUUCACGACAUGGGAACAUGGAAACGAUAUGCUCAAUACGUUCGGAUAUGCUCCUCAGUUAGUGAGACAUCACUUCAUUUCAAGACUCAACUACUUUUGGAAUCAGAGCUAAUUAGUUAUGCAGAAGAAAUCAUAGGAUUGAUCGAGUGGAAAGUUAACAGAACAAAAGACAAGGAUCGAACUAUUGAGGAAAGGAUAAGAGAUGCUGUCACAAUUCUGAUGAGAACUGCCAAUGAGAAAAGUACAAAAGUAUUGGUUGCAUACAGAAACAAACGACCUGAUGUGGUUGACGAUCAUGUGAUUCUCGAGGUUCUUCUCAAUAUGACAGCUACUGGUACUGAAUUGAUGGGAUCUCUACAAUCUCUUCCAGUUGACAAGUAUUCCAAUGUCACUUCCUCUUUGGCGUCGUUGAUGUCCAGAGGGGUCAAAAUGACGUUCAAGUCGAUUUUUGAAAGCAUGAAAGAGCCGGACGGAGCAAGAAGAGUUGUUAUCAAGUUAUCCAGAUCUGGAAAUUGCUCUACUCUGGAAGAAUGGACCUGUUUGCGAGAUGAUAUUUAUGAUAUGGCUAAUGGAAUCUAUAGAGACUUGGUGACAACAGAAGAAGCCCUCGAACUUGUGGCUGGAGAAAUUCUGGAAGACGAACGGAUAGGUAGUCAUCCGGAACUAAUUCAUCUCGUUUUAACCAUGAAUCCAAAAGAAGAACGUCAAAACCCAAAGAAGCUAAGUAUCGCUAGAAGUGCAGAGGUGUUGCUUGCGAAAAGUGAUGAAUUGAUGUCGGAAGCAACACAAAGAACUGAUCCUCUCCUUGGAAAAGCUCGAUUCUUUGCGGCUACUGCUAGAGCUAUCUCUCCAAAAAAAGCAAAAGAGAAGCUCGACUGGUUGGAUGCAAUCGAUGCCGCUCUGGAAUUGGGAUGUACGAUGAUGCCGAUUGCUAUCAAAAUGUCGGAUCAUGACACUCUCCUCCGGGAUGUUGUUAGCCUCGGAUCCAACUAUAAACAAGGGAAGAAAGUGCUGAGCUUCGCGAAGCAGUUGAACAUUGAUACCCCAAUCGCCACGGCAUUAUCCUAUUGUGCACUCGCUGCUCUCAAAUCCAACGACGCUGUCUACUUAAGCAAGUAUAUUGGAGAAGUGAUGAAGGCAAAAGGCGUUCCUGUCGUUCAUCAACUCUGUAUGCAAAUAAUGGAAUCACCACAUGUUCCCACAGAUAUGGAGGAUGUUUAUUCGUGUGCUAUUAAUAAUUCGAAUGAUGAGAAUCUUCUGGAAACAGUCGACGCGAUUGCUUCGAGCGAGAAGCGGUUGAGUGAAAGCAAGCGAGUGAGAGAAAUUCGAAUAGAAGAUGUUCCAGUUUCGGAGAACAUUGUUGGAGAUCCAAUGUACACUCCUUUGCGUCUUUAUAACUCAAGGAAAGAGAUUAGCGGAGAUGUUAAACAAAAGUUGACAUUCUUUGAAAACCAUGGUAAACGAGAAGGUUUUGAUUUCCUGAAACGGCUAUAUGCUCAUGAAUCAUCGACGUUGGCGUUGUGCUAUUCGCUAUUCCAUCCUGCUGAAAACUCGGAUACUGGAGAGCUCAGUUGGACUAAAAAUGACAAGUUGAGAAGAUAUGAAAAAGGCCUCCGAUUCUUCCAAGAUCGUGUCCCACUAUCCGUUCUUGUUACCGCACCUGCGUCCUCCAUAAUAAAAGAAGCUAACCGAGGAGAUGUUUCUAUAACUGCUAUCGAUCGAAUCGAGGAUUACGGAUGUGAUAAGAGUCGAUUCGUUGGAGAUGCUGAAUAUCGUACAGUAACUAUCAUAGGUCUUGCUGAAACUGAAAACGAACAAAGGUUUGCUGACGCGUUGGAACUUGCAUCAAAGUAUGGAAUCGAUGAGUGGCAGUUACACAUGGCAUCGUUGGAAUAUCUUUUGGAUCCUACCAAUAAUGUAUCCAGAAAUGAUGUGAAAACUAUCAUGAAAAGUCGAAAGCAUCUAUCAAAUUUACGAAGCAAACCUGAUGAAUUUCAUAAAAGACUCCGUGAUGUGGUUUUUCCGACUUUGGUGACAAAUGAGCAAUUCUUGGCGUACACCUCGUUGUUCGCAGAUACAGAACCCGAGAAAAAAGUAGCUGACACGAUAAAACAGAUUGUUGUGAAAAUCAAAGAAGCACAGGCGGUUCAAAUGUGGAGAGAUGAUGAGUACCUCUAUUCGAUUCUCAAGAAGAUUCCCGAUUCAGCGCUUUGCUCAAUCGCCAAAAAUAUUCUUCAAAUUCCUGAAGUCGGAGUGAAAGCAUGUGAACAGUAUGCAGAGUUUAUAUUGGAUGGGGAUGAGCUGAGACCACCAGCAAAUCCAUUCAUUGUUUUCGUGUUGAUGAGAGAGAAUGUUGAAGAUUUCCUCGAAUUGAUUUCCAAUAAAAAAUCGAGAGAUGAAGAAAUAGGAUAUCUUCAAAGUGCAACUCUCAUUCUUGAAAUCACUCCAAAAGUUCCGGAUAACCUCAAAGAUGCGGUUCGAACGAGAGCUGAAGGCAUGCGCCGGGCUACAGUAACCCCUGAAACGACUGCUUCGUCGAAUGGAUCCGGUUCGUUCUUCUCGAAUCCGGAAGAUAACACGGGAAUGAUGAAGAGAAGAAGGAAUUAA
Messenger RNA from Caenorhabditis briggsae, 4884 nucleotides. It is a transcript of the gene Cbr-smgl-1, whose product is annotated as Protein CBR-SMGL-1. Gene Ontology annotation, biological process: retrograde vesicle-mediated transport, Golgi to endoplasmic reticulum. The record is from RefSeq and is a predicted model, not a curated record. The transcript is spliced from 10 exons. Gene Ontology annotation, molecular function: SNARE binding. Lineage: Eukaryota; Metazoa; Nematoda; Chromadorea; Rhabditida; Rhabditidae. Bases 1 to 4884 code for a protein of 1627 amino acids. Gene Ontology annotation, cellular component: Dsl1/NZR complex; endoplasmic reticulum membrane.